Messenger RNA from Nothobranchius furzeri (turquoise killifish), 3688 nucleotides. RefSeq names its product kelch repeat and BTB (POZ) domain containing 7 (gene kbtbd7). Lineage: Eukaryota; Metazoa; Chordata; Actinopteri; Cyprinodontiformes; Nothobranchiidae. Gene Ontology annotation, molecular function: protein binding. The record is from RefSeq and is a predicted model, not a curated record.
UAGCAACAUCCUUGUUUGAACUGACGCUUGUCGAGGCUCAGUCAACCGUCGUUUACUCUGAAAACAGUAAAGAGCGGUGUCUGAAAUAUCAAUGAAAACGUUCAUUGUUGUGAACGUAACUCCGUCGGUAUGUUAUAUUUAAUGUAAAAUCGACUUUAUUUAGUGAAUGGGAGAUGUUGGCAGUUGAAUGCACGGCUACAGCUGUUAAAUCGCUGGGGGGUAUUUGAGCUACUCGUCGGCGUAAAACGUCGAAUUUGUCCCUUGAAGUUGGAGUAAUGGCUUCGGCGCUCAGCUGCUUCUCCGGUCCGGAGGUGCUGGAGGACGUGAACCACGCUCGGAGCUUGAUGAGUGAGUUGAAAUUACUGUACGACUGCCAGCUGCUCGGGGACAUUACUAUCGGCGUUGAGUGUGAGGAGGAUCCCCUGGAGCACAACCUGGCAGGAGGAGACCUUGGUCAGCUCUUCCUGUGCAGCCGCAACGUCCUCGCUGCUGCCAGCCCCUACUUCAAAAGCAUGUUCACGGGAGGGCUGAACGAGAGCAUGCAGGAGAGGGUGCUAAUCCGCGGGGUGGACUCUGAGUCCAUGUCCGUCAUAAUCGACUAUUGCUACACAGGCAGGGUGACCAUCACUGAAAGAAACGUGCAGAGGCUCUACGCUGCAGCCAACAUGCUCCAGCUGGAAUACAUCCGGAAAGCUUGCUCCAGCUUCAUGACAAGGAGGCUCGAUCUCUCCAACUGUGUGGGGGUGCUGAAAUUUGCAGAUACCUAUGACAAUCCUGAACUGAAGGAGAAUGCACAGGCAUUCAUAGCCAGAAACUUUAACCAGGUGUGUAAUGCAGGGGAGCUGUGUGAGCUGACUUUGAUGCAGUUCAAGGAGCUGUUGUCUCUGGACACUUUGGAUGUGGACUGUGAGAAGAAGGUCUGCUCUGCUGCUUUACAGUGGAUUGAGGCAAAUGCACCGCUUGAGAAAGAGGAUGCUCUUCAAGCUCUGAAAUGUGUGCGCUGGGACUUGUUCAGCGAGAAGGACAAGUGUUACCUAGAGGGUCUCAUGGCAAGGCCUUUGAUUGAGAAAUUUGUUGAGUCGUUCUUUAACAGGUCUUCCGAGGAUGGCUGUGGGAUGUCUGCAGCUCUGGAUGUGCCAAAACACAGAAUAGGUGUGAGUGCCAAAGAGAUGAUUUUAUUUUUUGGUUUACCUAAUGACAACAUAAUGUGUUGCGACCCAUACUCAGAGGACUUGUACUUCAUGGCUCCUCCUUUAGAAGAUCUGAGCAGUCAGGAUUACAAACGGUCCACAAUGGAGUCAUUAAUCGCCUGUGCCACGCCAGAAAACAACUUGUACCUAGCCUCUCACCUUUCCAAACAGUUCUGGAUCUAUAACGCUGUCCUCAAUAGCUGGCAGGAGCUGGCAGAGCGACCGCUUGGCAGAAUACACUCUGGGAUGGGUUACCUUAAUGGCCAUGUAUACCUUCUGGGAGGCCGGAAUCCAGUAACUGAUGCCAGACUGAAGGAGGUUGAGUGUUACAGCAUCCAGAGGAACCAGUGGACAUUUGUGGCUCCUCUGCCUCACUCUUUAGGUAAAAUGCAAGUGGUUUCACUCAACGAUCACCUAUACGUGGUUAACAAAAGGAGAAUGCUUUGCUAUGAUCCAAAGAGGAAUCGCUGGCGCCACUGCGGGUCGCUCCGACGAGACAAGCUUCACAAAGCCUGUGUCUUCCAGGACCAGAUCAUCUGUGUGUGUGAUAUCCCUGUGGUCAAAGCCUACAGCCCCACCAGGGGCGAGUGGAAGAGGCUGGGAGACAUUCCCAUCGAUAGCCGUGCUCUGAAUUACCAGGUGAUCCAACACAACAACAAGCUCCUCCUCCUCACCCAGACUCUGCUGCAGCACAACAAAAACCGGGUCCUCAUCCACGAGUACGAUCCUGCUCGGGACUCGUGGAAGAACAUCAUGGCAGUCUACGUGUCCACCCUAGGACCCGUGUGUGUUUCAACACGCGUGUACCCAGCGUGCCUCGGCUCUGCCCACAGCUUUUCCACUGAGGAGGAUGACGACAGCGGCUCCAGUGCCGACUGGGACCUGGACGGGCUGACAGACGCAGACUCUGAUUCUGGCAGCUCCAGCUCGUUCUCGGAUGAGAACUGGUGAAGCGUGCUUCUGUGUCAAAUAAAACCCUCAUUUAUUAUUUCUUUAUUGCAUUUUUUGUUACCGUUUUUUUUUUUUUUUUUCUGUAAUGACACCACGAGCUGGGCAGAAUUUUACUUUUACUCCAGUCAGUGACAGCAUUAAAACCACAUAGAUAAAAUGACUAACACUUGACUUAGUGUAGUAUUUAUGUGGAUAUCACCCUGAGAUGUACUUAUGUGUUUAAAACUCUUUCCCAUACUGCAGCAGUUCCCCGUUGUAGUCUAUGUAGGCUGGACAACCAAGACUGGGUUACGUGUUUCAUAAUGAGAGAAAACUUCAAUAAUAAAACUAAUAAAUGCUGCUUUGUUUGGCUGUAACUGAGAAAUCUUUUAUGUCAACAUUCUUCUAUCUGUUUUCCUCCUUCACUGAUGAGACAAAUAAGUAUUUUUUUUUUUACUUUUAAGACACCAUAAAUGGUGCUUUAAUAAAAUUGAUCAUAAAUAACUUUGCCCCAUUUAGGAUAAAUCUGUCUCACGGUGAAGAUAGGAGUAAAAAAGUGACAUUUUAUCAGUUUUCAUAAAUUAUCAAUCCUUUUGUAUUUGAAUAUUUAAAAGCAAGUUGGAACGUGACACAACAAGAUGCAUAAGAUGGAUAUGAUUAAGAAAUAAAAACACGACUCAAACACAUGAAUGUGUUUUGAUGCCACUGCCAGAAUAUUUUUCUCAUUUGUGCUUGAAAACCCAUAGAGGUAUUCUGUUUUUAGUUUAUAAAGCAAACUGUUAGAAACGAGUUCAGACACUUAACUGAUAUCAAUGAUUGGAAGGGUCUUUUAAUGCUUUCAUAAUCCCAUUCUGAGUUAGAAGAGAGAACAGGUCCAAAUCUGCUUCAAACUGGUGUCAAAUCAUGACUGAUGUGCCUCACGUUUAGUCUCCAAACACAAGAGUCAGAAACAGGACUUAUAUGUUUUUUAUAAUGACCAAAUGCUGCACACAGUUGAGUUUAUGAAAAUUAAUAUAGUUUCUUGAAGUCUGUUUACUGUGUCCUCUCUCAGGGUUAGGCUUCAGCAAAAGCAUUUCUGUCAUGUUAGAAGAUCAUUUUGGGAGUUUUAUCAAACUACUGAUGAUAAAUAUGUUUUGUUAAACUUUAUUUGAACCAGUUGGGUGUUUUUUCUUUUUUGUAUUACUAUUUUCUUAUGGUUUAUAUAUAUAUAUAUAUAUAUAUAUAUAAACCAUUCUCAGUUGGUUUGUUUUCAGCACUAUCUGGGGAUUUUGUGGACAUUUAAUAUUUUAAGUUAUCGGUUUCUAAUUUUGAGUUAAAACACAAAUUAAAAACUGCUUAUUGUAAUUAGAACAUUUUACUUUUUUGUCGUACAAUUGUUGUGAUUCAAAAACCUUUCUAAAUGACCACGUGGUCGAAAUUAGCAUCUCAGUCAGAGCAGUCUGAGAUGCUCUGUCUGAGAUGUUUUUGUGUGUAUUCUGAUUAAUGAGUUUAAGCCUGACUGGUUGUUUUGUACACAUGAGAAGGAAAUUAAGAUGUUCCCGUCAGAAUAAAAAUCCAUGUACAUAACA